Molecule: messenger RNA, 8450 nt
Organism: Vicugna pacos (alpaca)
Lineage: Eukaryota; Metazoa; Chordata; Mammalia; Artiodactyla; Camelidae
Source: RefSeq, a predicted model, not a curated record
CAGAGGGCCCCUGGCCCCAGAACCUAGGGGAAAGUCUGUGCAAGCCUCACUGAGAUGCAGCUGCCAGGCCAGGAGGAGUUUGAAGUCUCCAGUGCUUGUGAAAAUGUGCCCACUGGAGAGAUGGACAGUGUCCCUGGAUCUGACCCCAGCCCUGAUGGCCCCUUAGACACAGGCAGCAGGGACCUGAGGGUACCCAAGGACCCUCUGCUCUUCAUUCAGCUGAAUGAGCUGCUGGGCUGGCCUCAGGCGCUGGAGUGGAGGGAGACAGGCAGGUGGGUGCUAUUUGAAGAGAAGCUGGAAGUGGGUGCAGGCCGGUGGAGCGCCCCCCAUGUGCCCACCCUGGCGCUGCCCAGCCUUCAGAAGCUCCGCAGCCUACUGGCCAAGGGCCUUGUCCUGCUAGACUGUCCAGCUCAGAGCCUUCUGGAGCUCGUGGAGCAGGUGACCAGAGUGGAGUGGCUGAGCCCAGAGCUGAGGGGACAGCUGAAGGCCUUGCUGCUGCAGACACCCCAGCACCUCAUCCAGUCCACCGGCACCAGUCCUUGCCAGGGAUCUGCCCAACCAAGAGAGGCUUCUCAUGAUGAGGAAGCCCCCCUGAAGGAACAGCAUCAGAACCCCCUGAAACGGAAACUCCCUCCAGAGGCUGAGGCUGGGGCUGUGUUGGCAGGAGAGCUGGGCUUCCUGGCGCAGCCACUCGGGGUCUUUGUGCGACUGCAGGAACCAGUGGUGCUGGGGCCCCUUACUGAGGUGCCCCUCCCCAGCAGGUUUUUCUGCCUCCUCCUCGGUCCCCCGACAUUGGGAAGGAGCUACCGUGAGAUGGGCCGGGCAGUGGCCGUCCUCCUCAGCGACCCUCAAUUCCAGUGGUCAGUUCGUCGAGCCAGCACCCCUCAUGACCUUCUGGCAGCUCUAGAUGCCUUCCUAAAGGAGGUGACAGUGCUCCCUCCAGGUCGGUGGGACCCAACAGCUCGGAUUCCCCCGCCUAAACGUCUGCCCGCUGAGCACAAAAGGCUCCCCUCGCAACUGCGGGAGGCCAAGAGCCCCUCUGCCCAGCGAGGGGCCCUGGCUGAGGACAGGCAUGGCCGCGGGCCGCACAUACCCAACCCAGAGUUGCAGCGGACGGGCAGGCUGUUCGGGGGCCUUGUCCAGGACGUGUGCCGGAAGGCCUCGUGGUACCCCAGCGACUUCUCGGACGCCCUGCACCCUCAGUGCUUUUCAGCCGUGCUCUACAUUUACCUGGCCACUGUCACUAAUGCCAUCACUUUCGGGGGUCUGCUGGGAGAAGCCACCGACGGUGCUCAGGGGUUGCUGGAAAGCUUCCUGGGCACAGCAGUGGCUGGAGCUGCCUUCUGCCUGAUGGCCGGCCAGCCCCUCACCAUCCUCAGCAGCACUGGGCCAGUGCUGGUCUUUGAACGCCUGCUCUUCUCCUUCAGCAGAGAUCACAGCCUGGACUACCUGCCCUUCCGCCUGUGGGUGGGCAUCUGGGUGGCCACCUUUUGCCUGGUGCUGGUGGCAACAGAGGCCAGCGUGCUGGUGCGCUACUUCACCCGCUUCACCGAGGAAGGCUUCUGUGCUCUCAUCAGCCUCAUCUUCAUCUAUGAUGCCGUGGGCAAAAUGCUGGACUUGACCCGUGCCUAUCCCAUCCAGAGACCUGGUUCUCCCGCCUAUGGCUGCCUCUGCCAGUAUCUGGGAGGAAAUGAGUCUCAGUGGACAAGCACAAAGCCAAAAGAUAGAGAUGACAUCUUAAGCAUGGACCUAGGCCUGGUCAAUGCAUCCUUGCUGCCCCCACCUGAGUGUGCCCGGCGGGGAGGCCACUCUCGUGGCCCCGGCUGUGACAUGGUCCCAGACAUCGCCUUCUUCUCCAUCCUCCUCUUCCUUAUCUCCUUCCUCUUUGCCACAGCCCUCAAGCACGUAAAGACCAGCCGCUUCUUCCCCUCGGUGGUGAGUGUCAUUUCUCUUUCUGUGGGGCAAAAUUGGCUCUUGGCCUCGAGUCCUGUCUGCAAAUUGAAAGGGGUACAGAAGCAGGGGGAUGGUGGCCUCAGCCUGACCAAGUGUCCACCGUGUGGCCAGGUGCGUAAGGUGCUGGGAGACUUCUCCUCGGUCCUGGCCAUUCUGCUGGGCUGUUGCCUUGAUGCCUACCUGGGCCUAGCCACACCGAAGCUCAUGGUGCCCAGAGAGUUCAAGCCCACACUCCCUGGGCGUGGCUGGCUGGUAUCACCGUUUGGGACCAACCCCUGGUGGCUGAGUGUGGCAGCCGUCCUGCCUGCCCUGCUGUUGUCUAUCCUUAUCUUCAUGGACCAGCAGAUCACAGCGGUCAUCCUCAACCAUGCCAAAUAUAGACUUCAGAAAGGAGCUGGCUUCCACCUGGACCUCUUCUGUGUGGCUGUGCUGAUGCUGCUCACAUCAGCACUCGGGCUGCCCUGGUAUGUCUCAGCCACUGUCAUCUCCCUGGCCCACAUGGACAGUCUUCGGAGAGAGAGCAGAGCCUGUGCCCCAGGGGAGGCUCCCAGCUUCCUGGGCAUCAGAGAGCAGAGGCUGACGGGCCUGGUGGUGUUCAUUCUCACAGGAACCUCCAUCUUCCUGGCACCUGUACUCAAGUACAUCCCGAUGCCUGUGCUCUAUGGCAUCUUCCUGUACAUGGGCGUGGGAGCGAUUAGCAGCAUCCAGUUAACGAAGAGGGUGCAACUGUUAUUGAUGCCAGCAAAGCACCAGCCGGAUCUUCUGCUCUUGCGGCAUGUGCCUCUGAGCAGGGUCCACCUCUUCACAGCCAUCCAGCUUGCCUGCCUGGGUCUACUUUGGAUAAUCAAGUCUACCCCUGCAGCCAUCAUCUUCCCCCUCAUGUUGCUGGGCCUGGUGGGGAUCCGAAAGGCACUGGAGUGGGUCUUCUCACCGCGGGAACUCUUCUGGCUGGAUGAGCUGAUGUCAGAGAAGGAGAGAAGCAUUCCUGAGAAGGGGCUGGAGCCAGAGUACUCAUUCAGUGGAAGUGACAGUGAAGAUUCAGAGCUCAUGUAUCAGCCAAAGGUUCCAGAAAUCAACAUCUCUGUGAAUUAGCUGGAGUAGGAGUAAGGAGUGGAGGCUCCAGGAAACAGAGCAUGAGGUAUUUACUCCGGAAGUUGUCCUUUGGUUUAACUGCCAGAUGCUCAGUCAUCUGGAAAACUGGAACAGUGGGGCAGGACUGGAAGGCAGCUGGCCAAGACCUCAGUCACCCUCCUGAGCUGGGGGUGGAGAGUGGCAGGGAACAAGUAGGUAGGCAUUGCAGUUAGGGAAGUCUGGUAAGCCAGAGGGACUGAGGAGGCCCUACUGACUCUCUACCCCCAUUAAACGAACCUGAGUCCAGAGGCCCUUGCUAUUGCGAACUUUCUGUCCUCACAGAUUGUCUUUUACAGAAUCAGGGGGUUGUCAUGGAACUCUUUUUGGUCUACAAAAGGAAAAAAAGUCCCUCUUUCCAGAAUAAGUAUUCCUCUAUUUAAAACAGUUUUUCUUUUUUUUUUUUACACAUAUAAAAUAAACUUUGGGUGUUUUUGACCACAAAAGUAAUUGAGAUUGCUGCAAAAUAUUGGACCACUACAGAAAUGUAUAAUUUUUGAAAUGGAAACUACCCCAGAGAUAACUAGUGUUCACAUUUUAGUGCAUAUUAUUCAGAUUUAUUGAGUUCUAUAAACACACUUGACACUUACUAUGCAUUAGAUGUUUUUCCCAUGUCAAUACUACAUACAUAUUUAACUUACUCUUUUUGCAUAGAAUAAAUAGCUAUAAGUUGAAAAAGAUACCAUAUACACAAAAGAGUAUAUAAAAUAUCUUCUGUAAGUGCAAGAAUUUCUCCAGAGUAUAUACUUAGGAGGAGAAUUAAUGAGUAACAAUAAAAAGAACACCUGUGUAUCCAACACUCAGGUUUAGAAAUAGGAUAUUCUUAGUAACUCAGAAGUACCCCCAAUAUUGUAUCCCCAACUCCAUGGAAACACUAUCUAAAUUUAUAAAUUAUCUAAUAAUUAUGUUCUCAUUUUUCAUAUAGUUUUAACAUCUAUUUAUGUAUGUUUAUGUGUUUAUUAUUUUGCCUGUUUGUGAAUGUUAUAUAAAUGGAAUCACAGUGUAUGAAUUCUGUAACUGCUUUUUUCACUCAGCAUUGUUUUGAGAAUCAAUCAUGUGAAUUGAUGCAGCUGUAGUUUGUUCAUUUUCAUUGCUGUGUAGCACUCUGUUCCAUGACUCUACCACAAUUCAAUUAUUCAUUUUACUGUUGGCUCGAAGAAUUCACUGCUGAAGCUAUCUGGACCUGGUGCUUGCUUUGUGGAAAGUUAACUGAAAUUCUUUAAUGGUUAUUGGAUUUUUUUAUUUUAAUUAAAGACUAUAUUUUUUAACACAGUUUUAGGUUCAGGUUGUAGGAAUUUCAGGCUCUUUAUUUUCUUCUCUAGCCAGUUUUGGUGAAUUGUAUUUUUCUAGGAAUCUAUUCAUUUUAUCUAAGUUUUCAUAUUUAUUGGCAUAAAGUUAUUAUAUCCUUUAUUUGUUUAAUCUAUGUAGCACAUUUAGCUAUAGUUUCCAUAUCAUUUUUAAUAUUAUUUGCAUUCUCUUUUUUUCUUUUUGGUUCUUGGUUACUCUUGCCAGAAGUUAGUCUAUUUUAGUCUACAUUAAUUUCUACUCUUUAAUAUUUCCUUCCAUUUUAUUUUUCUAACAUCUUAGUUCAUUAUUUUGAGCCUGAGUUACUUCCUGAUGUAAGCAGUACUGCUAUAGAUUUUCUUCAAAGUACACUUUAGCUGCAUCUCACAGUUUUGAUUAUAGUAUUCUCAUUAUCAUUUAUUUCUAAGUUUUUUCUAAUUCCUACUGUGAUUUUCCUUUUGACCCAUAUGUUGUUAAGAAGUACAUUUUAAUAAUUUCCAAACAUGUUUUUUCCUCUUAAUUAUCUUUUUGUAACUGAUCUCUAAUUUAACUGCAUUUAGACAUUUGUGAGGCUAACUUUAUGACCUGGCCAUAAAUGUUCCAUGUAUGCUUGAAAAGAAUGUUUAUGCUCCAAUUUUGGGAAGCAAUUUUUUAUCUGUUCCUAUUAGGCCAGCCUACUAAUUGUGCUGAUCAAAACAUUCUAUAUCUUUCAUAACUUCUUUUUGGGUCUCUUUGAACUAUCAAAUACUGGAGGAGGAAUGUUAAUAUACUAUGAUAAUGAAUUUGUCAAUAUCUCCUUGUAGAUAUGUCAAUUUUGUUUUUAGGUAUUUUUAAUAGCUGUGUUAUUGGGUGCUUUCUAGUUUAGAAUGGCUAUAUUUUCCUAAUUAACUGAUACAUUUAUAGUUUUGUACUGAUCUUAUUUUGUAAUGACUAAUAAUGCUUUCUGCUUAAAAGUUAUUUUCUCUUCUAGAAAUAUAGUUAAGCUUUCUUUUUGGUUAGAAUUUACCUAUAUUGUAUAUUGGUAUCCUUUGAAUUUUAGCCUUUCCGUGUUUUUAUAUUUUAAGUGUAUCUAUUAUUACCACCACAGAAUCAGAUUAGUGGUUUUUUAAAAUCCAAUUUGAUAAUGUCUUUUUUUUUAAUGAUGAUAAUGUCUUUUAGCUAGAGAACUCAAUACAUUUACAUUUAGAGUGAUUACUGAUAUAUUUGGUUUUGUUUUAUUUGGUUUUCUAUUGUUCUGUUUUUCUGUUUCUUUUCCUUUUUCUUGUCUUAUUUUGGAUUGGUUGAGCUAUUCCUGUCUUUUCUUUUUCUUUUCCAUUUUCCUCCCUCUACUCAUUUGGGAUAUGAGAAAAAGGGAAGUCAAGGAUGACUACAGUGUUUUUGUCAUAAGAAACAGGAAGAAUGGAAUUACCAUUAAGUGAUUCCACAUUUGGACAUCUUAAGUAUGAAGCCUUUUAUAUAAUAAGGUAGAGAUGUCAUAUAGGCAGCUGAACAUGCAAAUAUGAAGUUUGAGGGGAGGUCUGAUUCAGAAGUAAAAAUUUGUAAGUUUAUUAGUAUAUGAAUUAUAUUUAAAAUAGAUAGCAAGAUUAACCAAGGGAGUGGAUGCAGUUAGAGAAGAGAUUCAAGGACCAAAUCUUGGAAUACUCCAGUGUUUAGAGGUAGGAGGUUGAGGAGCAACCAGGAAAGGAGAAGACUGAUGAGUGGCCUGUGAUAUGGGAGCAAGACCAGGAGAAUAUUCUUGAAGUAAGAAAAUGUUUCAUGGAGAGGUGUUUCUGGUUACAAUUUGUUUUGGGAUCAUUCUAACUCAUUACUUUUGUGCUAGUUCAUUAUGAAUUUUAAAGUUAAAAAUUACAUUUAACCUAGCAUUUUAGUUGUUUUGGAUCCUAAUAUUAUAUUCUAAGUAUCUACUGAUUGAGAAAAAUAUGUAUCAAAAUUAUCAUUUAAACUUAGAUAAUUGUAUAUUUUACUCAUUUCAAUAGCAUCUUCAUAUUGUUGAAAACAUCUUUGUUUAGACUUACUUAUUUAAACAGUCAACAAAUAUUUAUUGACCAUCAACAAUGUCCUGGCAGAUAAGGUUUCUGGCGUCAUGGAGUUUACAUUUACAGGGAAGGAGAGAAGUAACGAACAACAAAUAAGAUCAUCUCAGAUAAAGGCAAAUACUCUGAAGAAAAUCAAACAGGGUAAUAUAAUAAGGACAGGGAGAAGACAUUACUUAAGAUGGAUGUUCAGGGAUGGCUUCUCUGAGGAGGCCUUUAAGGUGACAAGGAAUCAGCCAAAUUAUAAUCUGCCUGUUGGGGUGUAAACAUACACAUAAAUUUAAGAGUUCUACAGUCCUUAGAUUGGGAACCAAUGUCAUAAGAGAAAGAUUUUGAGGUCAGUACUGGCGUCAAACUUAGCCCUGAGCUUGCUCAGUCUAGACCAUAUGAGCCUGGGAUACUUUCUUGGCUCUAACCUAUAGGCUUCAGCUUCCUGUCAGUAAAAUGGAGCCAAGAGCCUGGAUUCUAGGGUGCUGCAAGGGUUAAUUGAUGCCUUCAACAUUCUUUAAGAUCUUUAGAUGAAAGACCCAGGGCUGAAUAGAGGGUUAUUAGAGCCUCCCAAGCCCCAGGGAAAUGUCUCCAUAUCAGUAACCUAGGUUCUCUCCUCUCCAGUCUGUAGCUGUGGGACAAUGGUUCUCAAAAUUUUGUGGCAUUGGAAUCAAAGGUUGUUAUAAUAUGAAUUCCUGGAGUCUCUGCCUAGGGUUCUGAUUCUCCCUGAGGUUCUGGGUUCUUGCCUUCUUAGAUCUGUGUUCUUCUGUCCAGUGGCCUCAUGCUUCCCAACACUAUAGACUUUUGUCUUUGCAAAUGGACCUGAGUGUGCACUUGUCCACAUAUACUAUGGUCAGAGACAUCUUUGAUCAUUUUUCCUGAGAGCAAUCCAGAGCAUAGAUUGGGGAAGGCAGGAAUGUGUCUGUAUUUACUUCUCAAAUGCAGACAUAUGUUAGAAGAAGGAUUUGGGGGAAGCUGUUGAAUAAAAGGAGGGAGGAACUGCCACCUAGUACAAAGUGGGAGAAGGUGAUUACAAGGAAAGUAAUUAAUUCUGGUUUGAAGAUCAGUUCAUUGCUUCUUACCCCUCUUUCUGGUGCUGAAUCUCACAGUAGGGGCUGUCCAAGGCUUGACUAAUCAAUUCAUUCAUUCAUUCAUUCAUUCAUUCAUUCAACAAAUACAUAUGUGUUAAAUAUCUAUCAUAUGCCAGGCAGUAUUCUAUGUAUAGGAAUUCAGUGUUAAAUAAGACAAGAUCUCUGCUCUCCAGGAGUUUCCAUUCUAGUAGAGGGAGACAAAAAUAAGUAAGUAUGUAAAGAUAUAUGAAUAAGACUGUCAGACAGUUUUAAGUGAAUAGUAAAAGCUAAUGUAAAAAAAAAAGCUAAUGCAAUAAAGAGGGUAGGUGACUACAAUAGAUUAACAUUUGAACAAAUACCUGAAUGACAAAAAGAAGUCAGCCUUGGGAAUUGGGGGUGGGGUGUGGUGGGGAAUGGAAGGGAAGCAUUUUUGGCAAAGGGAGUAUCAGAGCAAAGGCUCUCAGGCAGGAAGGACUUCAGAAUGUUUGAGAAACUGAGAAAAGGCCCAUCCAUAUAGCUAGAGUGGAGAAGCGAGGGAGAGAAAAUUGCAAGAUGAGGUUGGAGAGUCUGAGGAUUAGGGCUGUAGGUUACCAUAAUAAAUACCUUGGAAGAAGCAGUGUGGGUGAAGCCUUGUCUCCUAGGGUAGGGAUAGUAGAGGCCAACUUAGAAUUGUGAAAACAAUCUUGAAAAUGAAGAACCAAGUUGGAGGACUCACACUCUCCAAUUUCAGAAUUUAAUUCAGAGCUACAGUAAUCAAGACAGUGUGGUACCAGCGUCAGGAAAGACAUACAGAAUUGACAGUCCAGAAACAAACCCUCACACUUAGGUCAAUUAAUUUUUGAUAAGGGUGCCAAGACAAUUUAAUGGUAAAAGAAUAGUCUUUUCAACAAAUGGUGAAGAGAAGGUAUAACUCAGUGUUAGAGUGCGUGCUUAGCAUGCAUGAGGUCCUUGGUUCAACCCCCAGUACCUCCAUUAAAUAAAUGAACCUAAUUAC